Molecule: messenger RNA, 3298 nt
Organism: Medicago truncatula (barrel medic)
Lineage: Eukaryota; Viridiplantae; Streptophyta; Magnoliopsida; Fabales; Fabaceae
Product: homeobox-leucine zipper protein ANTHOCYANINLESS 2
Exons: 9
Coding region: 510-2942 (810 amino acids)
Biological process (GO): regulation of DNA-templated transcription
Molecular function (GO): lipid binding; DNA binding; DNA-binding transcription factor activity, RNA polymerase II-specific
Source: RefSeq, a predicted model, not a curated record
ACAUAAUAUAAAAGUACUUUUUUUUAUCUUCUUUGAAAAAUAGUCAAGCAUGCAAAUAUAUGAUAUAUAAAAAAAAACACUAUUAGGGUUCUUUUUCCAUUUAACCUAAAUCAACUUGAUUCAUUAUUUCAACCCACCUUUCAAGUUUCUCUCACUGUUACACUCUUUCUCUCUCAAAAGGGUCACUGAAAAGAGAGAGAGAGACUGAGAACGAAGAGCAAAAUCUUGCCUUUUUUCUCUUUCUUUCUCUCCAAACAAAACACCAUUUUUUGUUACAGAGAGAGUUUUGAGACAUUGGUGUUUCUUAUUUGACCCUUUGUCUCCUUAAUCUCUCUGUCUUUGUUCUUUGUGUUUUUUUUCUUUUUUCUUGCAAAGUUCUGUACUUUUUUGAACUUUUUGAUGAUUCUGCUGACACCAAGAUUUACUUGUGAUUAAGGGGUUGGAAAAAGUUUUGAACUUUUUGGAUUUGGGUGGUUUUUUUUAUUGAAGAAAAAAAAGUGGGGUAUUUGAUGAGUUUUGGGGGGUUUGUAGAGAACAAUUCAGGAGGUGGUGGAGGUGUAAGAAACAUAGGAGAAAUUUCUUACAACAACGAAAGAAUGCCAUUUGGUUCUUUCUCUCAACCUCGUCUUGUUACUUCUCCAGCUUUGGCUAAAUCAAUGUUCAACUCACCUGGAUUAUCACUUGCACUUCAAACUAAUAUUGAUGGACAAGAAGAUGUGAAUGGAUCAAUGCAUGGGAAUUAUGAGCAAAAUGGUUUGAGAAGAAGUAGAGAAGAGGAACAAAGUAGAUCUGGUAGUGAUAACUUGGAUGGUGUUUCUGGUGAUGAACAAGAUGCUGAUGAUAAGCCUCCUAGGAAGAAGAGAUAUCACCGACACACUCCUCAACAGAUUCAAGAGCUUGAAAGUUUGUUUAAGGAGUGUCCUCACCCAGAUGAGAAACAAAGAUUGGAACUUAGCAAAAGGCUUUGUUUGGAAACAAGACAAGUUAAGUUUUGGUUCCAAAAUCGAAGAACACAAAUGAAGACUCAAUUGGAAAGGCAUGAGAACAAUUUGCUUAGGCAAGAGAAUGAUAAGCUUAGAGCUGAGAAUAUGUCUAUAAGGGAUGCAAUGAGGAAUCCUAUUUGUUCCAAUUGUGGUGGUCCAGCUAUGAUCGGCGAGAUUUCACUCGAGGAACAACACCUUCGAAUCGAUAAUGCGAGGUUGAAAGACGAGCUAGACCGAGUUUGUGCACUUGCUGGAAAGUUUCUAGGCCGUCCGAUUUCUUCGUUACCAAAUUCAAGUUUAGAGCUUGGUGUUGGAGGAAACAACAACAAUGGUUUUAAUGUGAUGAACAAUGUGCCUUCAACAUUACCUGAUUUUAGUUCAGGAAUGUCUAAUAACCCUUUAGCCAUUGUGUCUCCUUCAAAUAGACAAACAUCUAUGGUGACUACUGGCUUUGAUAGAUCGGUUGAAAGGUCUAUGUUUCUUGAACUUGCUUUGGCUGCUAUGGAUGAGUUGGUUAAGAUGGCACAAACUAGUGACCCUCUUUGGAUUAGGAGUAUAGAAGGAGGAAGGGAAAUUUUGAACCAUGAGGAAUAUAUGAGAACAUUCACUCCUUGCAUUGGUUUGAAACCUAAUGGUUUUGUUUCUGAGGCCUCAAGGGAAACUGGUACUGUCAUCAUCAAUAGCUUGGCCCUUGUUGAAACUCUUAUGGACUCGAAUCGUUGGAUAGAGAUGUUUCCUUGUAUCAUUGCAAGAACCUCCACAAAUGAAGUGAUAUCUAAUGGAAUAAAUGGAACAAGAAAUGGUGCACUUCAACUAAUGCAAGCUGAACUUCAUGUGCUAUCGCCUUUGGUUCCGGUUCGCGAGGUAAAUUUCCUUAGGUUUUGCAAGCAGCAUGCAGAAGGUGUUUGGGCUGUGGUUGACGUGUCUAUAGAUACCAUCAGAGAAACUUCUGGUGCUACAAGUUUUGUGAACUGUAGGAAGCUUCCCUCUGGUUGUGUUGUGCAAGAUAUGCCAAAUGGUUACUCCAAGGUGACAUGGGUGGAACAUACAGAAUAUGAGGAAAAUCAAGUCCACCAGCUGUAUAGACCUCUGUUGAGCUCAGGUAUGGGGUUUGGUGCGUCUCGCUGGGUCGCUACCCUACAACGCCAGUGCGAGUGCCUUGCCAUAUUAAUGUCCUCUGCCGCUCCCUCUCGAGACCACUCCGCAAUAACAGCAGGAGGAAGGCGAAGCAUGCUGAAGCUUGCACAACGAAUGACUAACAACUUCUGUGCCGGUGUCUGUGCCUCCACGGUCCACAAAUGGAACAAACUUAACCCUGGUAAUGUUGACGAAGAUGUGAGGGUGAUGACACGAAAGAGCGUCGAUGAUCCUGGUGAGCCACCAGGGAUCGUGUUGAGCGCAGCCACGUCAGUAUGGCUCCCGGUUUCACCUCAAAGACUGUUCGAUUUUCUGCGCGACGAAAGGCUCCGUAGUGAAUGGGAUAUACUGUCUAAUGGUGGUCCUAUGCAAGAGAUGGCUCAUAUUGCUAAAGGACAAGAUCAUGGCAACUGUGUUUCUCUUCUCCGUGCUAGUGCAAUGAAUUCUAACCAGAGUAGCAUGUUGAUACUACAAGAAACAUGUAUAGACGAAGCGGGGUCGCUUGUUGUCUAUGCGCCGGUCGAUAUUCCAGCUAUGCAUGUUGUCAUGAAUGGUGGCGAUUCAGCUUAUGUUGCAUUACUACCCUCCGGCUUUGCCAUCGUCCCUGAUGGUCCUGGGUCACGUGGACUAGAGAAUGGCGAUGCGACCGCAAAUGGAGGUGGCGAGGCGCGUGUAAGUGGGUCCCUUUUAACGGUGGCGUUUCAAAUCCUUGUGAAUAGUCUUCCUACAGCAAAACUCACCGUGGAGUCAGUUGAAACAGUGAACAAUCUCAUUUCAUGCACUGUUCAGAAAAUCAAAGCAGCACUUCAAUGUGAAAGCUGAGUCACGUGACUUAAGUGGUUUUUCUUAAAUUUUUUGUUUUUCUAUAUCUACUACUAUUGCUAUUGUUUUUGUUGUUGUUGUUUUGGUAAUGGAUGAAAGAAAAGGGUAAAAAUGUAAUUGGUGGGAUUUGGGGUGUGUUUGAGUCAAGAACGAACCACUCAUGGAAAAAGAAAAAGGUUCCUUGCAUGGUGGUAAGGAUAUCUAUCUUUUUAGGGUUAGGUUCCUUAACACAAGGCAAGGAUCGUGGUUCGGGUAUUGACUCUUGUUUGUUUCCCCUAGUUUGAAAAAACAUCAAUGAAAGGAAUAGUGGAAUAUGACACAAUUUUAUCAUAAUUACAAAUAAUAUGGUUUUUGUU